GCCGACCUCAUAUUUUUCGACGUACCUUUCAUGCACGCUUAGAAGAGUCUCUCUCUCUCUCUCUCUCGCUCGCUCGCGCUUGCACGAACGCCAUACACACACCCCUUAUCUGCCAUGAAGGUCCCGCUCUCGGAGCAUCACGGCGAUAGGAACGCGCCGCAGCACAACGCAGGUGUCAACUUCAGGAGGGCGACGAUGAUCGUUCCCGCCGUGAUUCUUCUUGCCGCGAUCCCUCUAUGGCUCCUCGUUGUGAGCUCGCCCGUCCAGCCUCAAGAUUAUCCUCCAGCACGGUUGAUGGAGGACGAGAACGGCAGCCCCGAGGACACAGUAUUGGGGGCGGCAGUGGCAGCGGCGGCAGUGCCGGUGGUGAGGGAGAAGAAAUGCGACGUGUUCGUGGGGAAAUGGGUGUACCGCCCGGACGCGCCGACAUACUACACCAACGAGACUUGCUAUGCGAUAAGCGACCAGCAGAACUGCAUGAAGUUCGGGAGGCCCGACAUGGAGUUCCUGAAGUGGCGUUGGGAGCCGGACGGGUGCGAGCUCCCCCCGUUCAACGCUGCCGAGUUCGCUGAGAUGGCGCGAGGGAAGUCAAUCGCCUUCGUCGGCGACUCUCUGGGGAGGAACCACAUGCAGUCCCUGUUGUGCCUCUUGUCCAGCGUAGACCAACCGGAGGACAUAUCUCUCCGGUACACCACGGACUACAACUUCAAGCGGUGGUACCUCCCCAAGCACAACCUAACCCUAGGCACCUUCUGGGCCCCUUUCCUGGUCCGCACCACCGACGCCCGCGGUGGCCAGACCCUCAACGGCAUCCUCACGCUCCACCUAGACGAGCUCCACCCUUCUUGGUCCGCUGAGAUCAGCGCCUUUGACUAUGUCAUCGUCUCGGCGGGCCAGUGGUUCUUCCGCCCGCUCAUCUACUACCGGAACGGGCGGCUCCUGGGCUGUUCAGCAUGCGGGCAGGACAACGUGACCGAGGUGUCGAGGUUCCAGGCAUAUCAAGCGGCGCUACGCACCACGCUGAGAGCCAUCACGGGAAGGAAGGGCCGUGAGGGCAGCGGCGGGGGCGGCACCACAUUCCUGAGGACGUUCUCGCCAGCACACUUCGAGCACGGGGACUGGACCGACGGGGGGAGCUGCCCAAGGACGCGGCCGUUCGGGAGCGACGAGAAGAAGCUGGAGGGCUACGACCUGGAGUUCUACGUGGCGCAGGUGGAGGAGUUCCUGGAAGCGGAGAGGCAGGCGAGGGCGGAUGGGUCGAAGAUCCGGCUGCUCGACACGACGCGGGCGAUGCUGCUCCGGCCCGACGGGCAUCCGAACCGACAGUGCAACUGGCCCAAGAGCAACGUGGGCCGGGCCGAUUGUGUGCACUGGUGCUUGCCCGGCCCGAUCGAUACGUGGAACGAGCUCUUGUUUUAUGUGAUGAAGUCGGACAGAGGUGGGAAGUUCGCUCAAAGGAAGCUACAGAACUUGCGCAGCUGAUGUUUAUGUUUAUACGAUAUCGAGUGGAAUUGGGAAAAAGGCAAGUGCAUUUUUUUAUCGUUCGAAAAAUGGUUUUGGCAAUUUUCUGUUUUUCCAGCCGAAAAUUUUCGGCAAAGCAUGGGGAAUAGCGAUUCCGUUUGGGCC
Molecule: messenger RNA, 1626 nt
Organism: Eucalyptus grandis
Lineage: Eukaryota; Viridiplantae; Streptophyta; Magnoliopsida; Myrtales; Myrtaceae
Product: protein trichome birefringence-like 19
Exons: 2
Coding region: 115-1482 (455 amino acids)
Cellular component (GO): Golgi apparatus
Molecular function (GO): O-acetyltransferase activity
Source: RefSeq, a predicted model, not a curated record